Dicentrarchus labrax (European seabass) is the source of this 1416-nucleotide messenger RNA. RefSeq names its product N-acetyltransferase 8-like 2 (gene nat8l2). The record is from RefSeq and is a predicted model, not a curated record. Bases 369 to 1040 code for a protein of 223 amino acids. Gene Ontology annotation, molecular function: N-acetyltransferase activity. The transcript is spliced from 2 exons. NCBI's taxonomy places the organism in Eukaryota, Metazoa, Chordata, Actinopteri, Moronidae.
AAAGACUCCUCACGGUGUAACAUGUUGGGUAAUGGCCGGCUGUACAGUGGUUUGCCUUGUGUCCCCCAACAAUUAAUAACACUGCCGCACGGACUACACAGUUAGCUUUUAACGUUUACUGUUAUCGCUUGUACUUCGACCCCGCGACAUAAAGAUCCAACGACGUCUCCGAGAGAUAGAGAUAUCACCUCUUUGUCAGUCAACGCCGGGAUUAUGUGGCUGUUUCCCCCCGGCAAAGUUAACUUUUAAACCGGUUUACGGUGUUUCCUCUGGUGGUUCGUAGUUCAUGUGAGCCGGCAGUUGAACUGUGCUGCUCCUCUGGACAAAGACCCAGUUUCACAGGUUGUAUCGGUAACUUCCUUCCCGUCAUGCAGCUGGUGAUCCGCCAGUACCGUCCCUCAGACAAGGACACGGUGCGUUCCUUGUUCAGCACCGGCAUCAAGGAGCACAUCCGACCAUGUUUUCACAACGCCAUGAGCAGCCCUGUCUACCUCGCCGUCACCCUGACUCUGUGUGCUUCCGGCUACCUCGUCGGCUCCGUGCUGGGGGCCGUGGUGUUACCGGGAGUCUGGGUGGGCCUCGUCUACUACUGCUGUCAUGAGCUAUACUCCAGCUACGUCAGGGAGAAACUCCAGACAGACAUGCAGGACAUCCCCGGGAACUAUCUGAGCAGACCGGAUGACUGUUUCUGGGUGGCUGAGGCCGAGGUUGACGGGAGGGCCGAGGUCAUGGGUAUGGUAGCUGUAGUGGCCAAACAAAGUGGGGAAAAAAGCUACGGGGAACUGUUCAGGAUGAUCAUCUCACCAUCGUGCAGACGGAUGGGCCUGGGCGUCAGGAUGGCUCAGACUGUGGUCGACUUCUGUAAGGAACGAGGCUUCUCCGAGGUGGUGCUGGAGACCAGCUCCACUCAGACCGCCGCUGUGGCCCUGUACAAGAAACUGGGGUUCAGCCAGGUCCUCUCACACACCGACACACAGGCUCCCUCUUGGAUUGUAAAUCUGGCUAAAGUCACAGUUUUAAGAAUGAAAAAACAUCUCUAGUCCUGAAAUAACUCUGACCAGCUACUCCGAUGUUCCUGUUCACUCUCCUAUCAGUGAUUUAAGCUUGUGCAUUGAUCAUGAAUGACUGAAACCAUAUUUUGUAAGCUACAUCUCAUGAACACACUCAUUGUUUUAGCUAUGAACGAAGAGAAACCCUCAUGAAAUCUCAGGUAACACAAAGAGCCUUUAGCUUGUACUGUGUGUCCUGUAAGACCAACGUGACACACUGUUACUGGACCAAUAUUCACAGACCGUUUACUGUUGUACUGUUCAUGUUUUUUUAAUGAAAACUAGAGUUUCAAGCACUUUGAUUUUAUUUUACAAAUCAUCGAUCACAUUUAACUGCAAGAAAAUAAAACCACCUGUGAAGGUUGAA